Messenger RNA from Zingiber officinale, 1275 nucleotides. RefSeq names its product E3 ubiquitin-protein ligase TRIM71-like. NCBI's taxonomy places the organism in Eukaryota, Viridiplantae, Streptophyta, Magnoliopsida, Zingiberales, Zingiberaceae. Bases 1 to 1275 code for a protein of 424 amino acids. The record is from RefSeq and is a predicted model, not a curated record. The transcript is spliced from 3 exons.
AUGGAUCCUCCCCCCAACACUUAUGUCCCAGGUCGAGGUCUAGGUCGAAGAGCUAAUGUACCCUACGCCAGUCCCGCCUUCCGGGAAGCUUCCCAGGCAGCUCGCCAAGCCUGUUCUGCCAAUGAGCGGUCGGCUCAUGAUAUCCCCGCUCCUUCUAGACGCAGGGUUCGACUGCCCUCCAACGACUCAGACUCGGACGACCAGCCCUUGGCUCAAAGGCGUCGUCAUACGACCCCUGCUAUUGCGCCAGACUCCGACCCUUCACCCGUUCCUCAGUCACCUCCUACUGCAACACCGACACUAGGCGAUGAAGCAGGUCCAGCCACUCGCCCUUCUUCCACUAUACCAUCAGAGUUUCCUCAAACGCCCUCUUCAGCCCCUUCUGGCUCAGCUGCGAGGCCUUCACCACCACCUCCUGGCUCGGCCGUUGGACCUUCGCAACUAACCCCACUUACUCAUCACUAUUGUUGCACCGCUGUGCCUUCUGAGAUGAAGUUAUUGUCCCAACAAGAUGUUCCUACCAGCUCCCUUAAAAUGAAAGGUCGCUUGGCCACUAUAUGGGAAGAGAGCCUACAACAAAUGGACUCCCUACCUCCCCCUACUAAAAUGGACAGAUUCUCAGAAUUGUAUAUUAAGGUUUGUGCUGAGUCCCUGGUAAUAAAUCAGUCCUUCCACACUACUCAUCACCAGAAUAAACUGCUGCAAGACAGGGUGACCGAGCUAGAGCUACAGCUGAGCGAUCCGGAACAAGAUAAUCACGCUCUGCGAGCUGAGAUAAAAGAUCUGACCAAAAGGAAUAAUCAUCUGGAAGCAUCCUUGACUCAUGUUAACAACAAGUUCAAGGCCCUCGAGGAAGAGAAAAAUCAAAUCGACGUUGUGCACCAGCAGAGCAUGGACCAACAAGCUUUGGAGCACCAGCGGUCCAUUGAUCAAUUAACCCAGAAGCUGUGGGCUGCUGAGACUUUAGCACAGGAGCAAGACAAGAAAUUAAAAUCUCAGGAGGCGCAAUUAACGACCCAGGAGGCAAAACUCUUGGCAACACGGGAUGAACUGGCUCAAGCCCGGGCUAUGGCGGAAGGGGCCUCCACGGCUUUGACAAUCUAUAAGGAUGGGGAGCAAGAUCGCUGUAAACAAAGUCACGACCUGUACUUUCGUUCCCCAGAGUUCUGUAUACAGGCUGGACAGCGCUUCUCCACGUCUGUUAUCUACGGGGCGGGUGGGGGCUCUGCGUCAACUUUACGAACAAGACUAUUUAAAGUCAGUUUCGCCUCCUGA